This is a messenger RNA of Eleginops maclovinus (Patagonian blennie), 3139 nucleotides long. RefSeq names its product ETAA1 activator of ATR kinase a (gene etaa1a). The transcript has 7 exons. Gene Ontology annotation, biological process: positive regulation of protein serine/threonine kinase activity; DNA damage response; regulation of DNA damage checkpoint. Gene Ontology annotation, cellular component: nuclear replication fork. Gene Ontology annotation, molecular function: protein serine/threonine kinase activator activity. The record is from RefSeq and is a predicted model, not a curated record. NCBI's taxonomy places the organism in Eukaryota, Metazoa, Chordata, Actinopteri, Perciformes, Eleginopidae. Bases 144 to 2213 code for a protein of 689 amino acids.
GAAUUACAACAUCCGGGACGUUCAAAAUCACCGCCGGGUGUCCGAAACAUUUACAACAACAAGAUAAACUGUCAAUAAAAACAAAGUUCACUACGUAAACCGCAAACCGUCGGUAUUCUAAACGUUAACGGCUGCUCACCAUCAUGGACCGGAGGAGGAUCGACGCUGCGUCCGGUAGGCAGCAGCAGCAGCAGCAGCAGCAGCAGGCGGUGAAAACAAACCGACUGAGGAGGAGCUUCAGGCAGACCCAGCAGACACAGACAGCGGCGGAGGCAGACUCUCCAAUCAACCAAAAGUCUGAAUUUAAGACCCCGACCCGGAUCAAGAGCUCCAGGACAGCUGUUUUCAGCGCAGAGUCUCCGCACAACGACUCAGACUUUCAGCAGGACAUCAUUUGGGACGCCAGCUCUCCUUCCCCCAACAGACUCGGUAAAAGAGCAGCCAGGAAGCAGCCUGCUCGGGUUGCGAACAUCUCAGACAUCGUAAACAGGAUCGCUCCAAAGCAUGGCAGACCCAAGGUUGCAGAGCCGAUGUUGCAGCAGUGGAUCGGAGACACCAUUCCCUGCACGCCUGAUGUUCAAGUUCCCAAACUCAAGAAGAAAUCCCUGAGACUGAACGCGGUGGACGACCUGCUGAAGCUGGCCAAGCAGUUUGACUUCAACAUGUGUCAUCAGGACGAAGAAGAGGAAGAGGUGGAGGACCUUCAUCAGCAGAGUCUGGAGCUGCUGUCAGACGACAUUUUGGAUCAAAUCGACUUCUCCCCUUCCCUUCCUGAAAACCGUCGCCCGGCUGUGGAGGCAGUGGCUGGGACCGAGGUUCAGCUCAGCCUGGAUCAACACAUGGAGGACGAUUUGGACCUCCUGUUUGAUGGACCGACCCAACGUUUAAGCGGGAACUUAAGUCAGGUGUUUUCAGCUCAGCCGUCCCAAGUGAAACCCGCAGCCAAAAGGGUUUCUGGGAAAACGUCUGCUUUAUCACACACUCCCACUCCCGUUGUUUCCACGACAAACAUUAAAGAUGACUUUGACGACGAUUGGGACAACGACGACUUGCUAAACGACUCUUUGGUGUUGGAGAUGACGCAGAAUCCUCAUAAAUUCAUUUCCCCAAAGCACUCUUCAACCCAGAAACAACCCAGUCAAAUCACAUUUCCAAGAGAAAGUCAAACUAAUGUUCAAUCAGCUGUUUCUAAAGUGGAGAAGCCUACUGUGAGGCAAAGAGCGAGUUUCAAACUGGAGCCCAAUCCUAAUUUCCCUGUCAAACUAAUCCAGACGGACACUUGGGCCAAUUCGAAGAUGGAUUACAGCUUGAAGAAAGACCCUACGCAAAACACGUUUUCUUCCGGAAACAGUGUUUUAAAAAAGGCGGGUUCUCAGCCUACCUGGCAAACAUCAAACACGGUGAAAUCAGAACCACUGAAACCCCAAUUGAAUCAAAAGACUUCUGUUUCCUCUUCUUCUUCUGCUGCAUCAAACAUGCAAACGUCGAACACAGUGAAGUCAGAUCCACAGAGACAACCGUUUAAUCAGAGGACCUGUGUUUCUAAAUACAACACGCCUACUGCUACUGCAUCGAACACUUCAAAAACAGCUCAAAUGUUCCCAAUAAAACCCGCAGUAGCUUCAACGCCUGCCUUCUCCGAACACCAGGAGGAGGACUUGUCGAAUUUCUUCGAGUCCGACCCGGUUUGGGAUGACCUGGCUGACGACGACCUGCUGUGUGAAAUGUGCGAAGACGUGGAGAACCAGAUCCAAAACGUGCCCCAAGCUUCUACAAAACAGCCUCCUCCCUCGAGUCCCGCGUCAAACCAGAGAGCGCCGCUUCAGCCGUACAACAGGAACCAGCAGCCAGCCAAUCAGCAGAGUUUUAUACCGAAAAAACCAACACCAACAAAUGUUUCUUCUGCAUCAGGAAGAGCCGCUGGCAGCUCAUUGGCUGCUGGGUUCAUCUCUGACGUCGGGGCACAGGUGACAAAUUCUUUCCGAUCCACACAAGUGCAAAACUCCACAAACGGCUCGGGGUGUGUGCAGUCAGCAGUGCAGGGAUGCAAGGGCCAGUUCAGCUUCAAGAAGCCUAACAACCCGGUUCCUACUGUAAACAGCUCAGAUGUUGGUAAAUGCUCGGCAGCAGAGAUCGCGCUGAAGAAGCAGCAGGCGAUGGAGAAAAGACGACAGCGACUUCAGGCCACCCAAAACCUCCGAACUCCAAGCUGAGGGAGGCAAACCGGCCUCGAAAAUAACAACACACCUGUCUCCGCUCACCGGUCUGAAGAGGACACCAAACAGAAACAGCUGUCCGAGCUCCACCUGUGCAGCAGGACUCUAAACACAUUCCUGAGGACUUUCUCAAAUGUAAGAGUUUAAAUCAGCAUUUCUCGUACAAAUGUGUGAUUAAAAACCGUAAUGAUGUUUAUGUCGAGUUUCUAAUCUAUUUUAAAGGUGUCCUGUUUUUUAGAUCAUGGCACACAUGGCCUAUAUGCUAUUUGAGAUAGAAAGUAUGUGUGGGCGUCUUUAAGUAAAGAGCUGGAAUCAUGCUUAGCCUAGCUUAGCAUAAACACUAAAGGCAGGGAGAUAGCUGUUUGCUCUUCACUGUUUAAAGUUAAAAAACAGCUAAAAUUGCCUCUAAAACUCACUGAUGCUAGGCUAGCAGUUUCCCCUGCUUCCAGUCUCUAUGCUAAGCUAGGCUAACCACGUCCUGACUCCACACAGACGAGAUCUCUCCUCAUCUCACUCAUAAUUUAAGCAACUUCAAACUGAAGUUUUUAGUCAUUUAAAGAUGUACCAACGUUGUCUCUUAAUUUGUGUCAUUUGAUAUCUAAAAGUGUUGCUUCCCCCCCCCGAAAGUAUGGACCAAACUCCUUCUUUGCACUUAAAUAAAAAUGACUUAAAUACCUUCAAUAGUAAUUUGUUUUCUGUCAAAAGAUUGAUAUCAUUUGUUUGCAGUUAUUGCUCUAAGCUAGGCUAACCUGACACUUCUUUUAAAUAUUCAUCAUUCCUUUUUUACUGUGAACACUGAGAGUCGCUUUUCUAACGUUGCCUCUGUUUUCUACAUUGCUGUAAUUUCACUUUAUUUCCUGUAAAGCACUUUAACUGUUUUGAAAGUGUUUUACCAAUAAAUGUUUUAUUGUUGAUAUCAUUAA